Molecule: messenger RNA, 1245 nt
Organism: Micromonas commoda
Lineage: Eukaryota; Viridiplantae; Chlorophyta; Mamiellophyceae; Mamiellales; Mamiellaceae
Exons: 1
Coding region: 162-1181 (339 amino acids)
Biological process (GO): regulation of DNA repair
Source: RefSeq, a predicted model, not a curated record
CCGAGUUCACGGCGGAGGCGAAGAGGCUGGCGAAGACGUACACGGAUGCCGACGCGGCGUACGGCGAAGAGGAUGACGACGCGGACGACGCAUCGACCGCGGACGACGACGGCCUCUCGGAGCCCGAGACCACGCUGCUCGUGGCGCCGAACGUGCGGGAGAUGGGGGAAGAUUUCAUCCUCUUCCUCGCGAUCGUCGAGCGAUGCGACGCGAUCCUGGAGGAGCUCGACCUCGUGGGGUACAUCCAGCUGGCGACGUUCCACCCGCACUACCAGUUCGAGGGCGAGGAGGUGGCGGACCCGGGGAGCUACACCAACAGGUCGCCGUACCCGACCGUGCACUUACUCAGGGCGGUUGACGUGUCCAGAGCCGUGGAUGCGCACCCGGAUACCGAGUCGAUCCCGGUCCAGAACGUCGAGAAACUCCGUACCAUCGGCCGCGAACGGCUGUACGAUACCCUUCAGUCGCUGACUGCACUGCGGGUGGACGCAACGACGGAGACGAAAUCGUCGAACGGGGCACGGGUGGCGAGGGCGAAGGCGGCGGCGGAGAAGGCGGUUAAUGGGGACGAAAUCGCCAAGACUCUGUUCGAGACGACGGACGUGGACCGCGCCAAGUCGCAGGUGCUCCGUUUCUUGAACUAUAAACCCAGGACCCGCGCGGAGUUACGGAAGAAGCUCAUCGACGAUAAGCUGUACGACCCGGCGGUCGCGGACGAGGCGCUGGAUCACCUGCAGCGGACGGGGGUUCAAUCGGACGUGGACUACGCCGAGCAGUUUGCGCGGAUGAAGUGGCGAACGUCAAAGUGGGCACCCGCGCAGAUCCGCGUCGAGCUCAAGCGGCGAGGGAUUGACGAGAGGGACGCGCGCGAGGGUCUGACGAGGGUGUUCGGCGACGACGUCAACGCGGUGGGGGAGAGCGGCGGGUACGUGCGACGCGGAACGGUGUUCGAGGUGCGCGAAGAGGCGAGAGCCGCGGGUGCGGAGAGCGCCGACGACGACAAGAGUUACGAACUCUUCCUCGCGUCGCGGAAGCGGUGGGCGCUGAGUGGCGGGAUGGCGCCGGAGAAGAGACGAAGGCGGCUGGUCGGGUGGUUGCAACGGCGCGGGCACGCGAUGUCGCUGAUUCAGAGGAUAAUGGACUCCCUGGAGGCUGAGGACGAGAGGGCAAAGUACGAGUGAAGGGGCGGAAAAACCGCCGCCGCUCAGCCCCGAAUAUGAUGAGUAUCGUCGCUCGAGCCGUUCA